This is a messenger RNA of Acanthosepion pharaonis, 888 nucleotides long. The record is from the annotation of a GenBank genome assembly. Lineage: Eukaryota; Metazoa; Mollusca; Cephalopoda; Sepiida; Sepiidae.
AUGCUACUAUUUCUUUCUCUCUCUUUCUCACUCUGUCUCUCUCUCUCUCUCUUUCUCUUUCAUUCUUACUCUCUCUUUCGCUCUCUUGUCUCGUUCUUUUUUAUUUUACACUCUAUCUCUGUCUGUCUCUCUCUCCCUUUCUUCCUCUCUCUUUUCUUUAUCUCUCCCUUUCACUCUCUCUCUCUCUCUUUCACUUUCUCUCACUUUCACUCUCUCUUUUCAUCUCUCUGUCACUCUCUGUCUUUCUUUAAAUCUCUCUCUCUUUUCUUUGUCUCUCUUCUCUCUCUUUUUCUCUCUCUUUUUCUCUCUCUUUCUAUCUUUCUCUCUCUGUCUCUUUCACUCUCUCUUUCUUUCUCUGUCCCUUUCUCUCUCUCUUUUCUCUCUCACUCCUCUCUCUCUCUCUCUCUCUCUCUCUCAGAUGAUUCUAGAAACGUGAGGAAAAAUGAUGAUAAUCAUUUCAAAAUCUCCUUAUUCUUCAGAAUCUUUCUGUCUGCAGAAACCAAAAAAUGGUCCAAGAACAAAAGUCCUUGCUUGCCUGUCGCUAGUAGAUCUCUUUUCUCUUUCCUUCUCUUCUCGCUUCUUUUCAUAUCUUACUUCUUUCGUUUCUUGUCUAUGUUCUCAGUGACGAAACAAUUGAAGCUGUCGUUUCGUAGCUCUCAAGAUAACGUGUAUCUUUCUUCUAGUUUUGAUACAACUUCUCUUCUCUCGUGCCAAAAUUUACUUCUUUUUUGCGGGAUCGAACGUGAGUCGACUUUUUUUAAUUUGUCUUUCUAUCUAUCUCUCUCUCUUGCUCUCUCUCUCUCUCUCUCUCUCUCUCUCUCUAUCUAUCUAUCUAUCUAUCUAUCUAUCUAUCUAUCUCUCUCUCUAUAUAUAUAUCCAUAUAUAUAA